AGACCCGCUCAUAUCCAUCACUACCAUCUCUAGCCUCUCUCCAUAGCACUCAUGGCUUCCCUUCUGAACCAACUCUCCCUCGUCUUCCUCCUCUUCCUUGCCUCCUCUUCGUUCCAAAUCCAUGCUAGAGAAAGCCGAUUCCUAGAGAAGGCCACACGCCCCGAGGACACCAAGGAAGCCACUCCCAUCUCCCAAGAGACCCCUGCCGUCAAAAUGGAAGAUCCUUCAACCCUUACUCCACUCCGAAGCUUGAGUGGUAGUGGCUAUGGUCUCUAUGGCCAUGACCAGGAGCAGUUCGCAACAGCUACGACAACAAACUACAACAACAACAACUACCGCUACAACAAUGCCCGUCCCAAUACCGAGCUCGCCAGCGAAAACUACGAGAACAGAUACAACGGCGGAUACAACUAUGCCAACCAAUUCAAAUACGGCUACCACCGUCCAUCCAAGUCCUCCAACGAAGAGUUCAAUAGAGGAAGCUAUGAGACCCAAGGGUACAACAACAACGUAGAUCCAAACAAGCAAUACGGCUUGAGCGACACAAGGUUCUUAGAGAACGGGAGGUACUUCUACGAUGUUAAUGCCGAGAGAACCCGCGACUUCGGGAGACAACCAACCAGGGGAAAUUACGAGAAUGGAGUAUAUGGAAAUGGAAAUGCUAAUUACGCGUACAACAAUCCUGCAGAGAGACGUUGGUACCAGAACAACCAGGUGAACCAGGAGAACCAAGAGGAAUAUGUUCCAUGAGAGGUUGUGUAGGAAUUAUUAAGCUGAUAGAGUCAUGGAACAACAUUGGAGUAAGCUGACCUUUUGAUGGUCAUCAUAACGUGUAUGUUAAGUAAUGGUUUUACUUUGUUUGGCCAUCUUUGAGUGGGAUAGUUAUUGAUGUGCAGGGUCUCCAUUUUGCAUCCAUAUAUAGUGAUGCAAAAGAUGAAUCAAAAUGUAUGCCAUAUAGAAUGUCUUUCCAAUGUACUCUUACGCUAUAUAUAGCUAUUGAGGCAACAAGAUGUAGCCUUCCUCC
Elaeis guineensis (African oil palm) is the source of this 1024-nucleotide messenger RNA. Lineage: Eukaryota; Viridiplantae; Streptophyta; Magnoliopsida; Arecales; Arecaceae. The record is from RefSeq and is a predicted model, not a curated record.